AUGGAACGCGCUCAACCACCGGCAAACUGGGACCUGGAAAGCGAUGAGAUCGCAUCCGUCACGUCCGAGGACCUGCACGCAAACCGCCCGAACCGCUGGAGCGGCCCCGAGUCAUCCUGGCGGACGCUCACGGGGGAGGAGCGGCUGCUGUGGCGGUCGAUGCAGCAGCUGCACAACGAGGAUUUGGCGCUGCAUCUGUACGAUGCCUUUGCGCUCAGGCGGGCUGGCAGAAACGCAAACACGGCGCGCGGGCUGACCAUCGGGACGGAUGAUGGCCACGACGCCAUAUGGGCGCCGCCCAAGGCCUGGACGGCGUGGCCCCUGAAGGAGAGGCAUGUGCCGCGCGAGACCCUCCUCAAGAAGCACGAGGACGAGGACGAGCGAUUCACGCUUCGCAAGGCAGCGCCAAGGCUUCCGCGCUCUGCACUGCAGGAGGAGCUGGGGGCGACGAUCCUGCGGCUCGCCAAGGAGCGCUUCCGCAAGAGGAAAUGGGGUUUGCCGGUGCAGGCGUCUGCUGCUGAUAUUGCUGCUGCCACUGCUUCGGAGGCUGAGCUUAGCGAUGACGCAGCUUCUCUGCCGUCUUCUCCGCCCAUGUCCGGGCAUGCAGAGUCGGGCGACGAGGACGGCAAGAUGCAGAUUGACCGCGACUCGGACCGCGGCGGCCAGGACGAGGACGAUGAGCAGCCAGCCAAGCGGGCCAGGCGGACGGCGUCCCCUACCUACGAGCCCGUUGUGUCGGCAAACGACGACCUAUCCUACGAGCUCCUCGAUCCGUGCGUCCGCCACAUCGUCGCGCAGCUCGACCGCACCCUCACCAUCCUCCACAACACACGCGUCGCCGGCGUGAGCCAUCUCUCCGACUCGUCGACCGACUCCGACUCCGACUCGCAGACCCCGCGCCGACGCAGCCGCGGCCGCCCGCGGCGCACGCCGCAGCCCGGCGACGACGAGAGCGCUCUUUCCUCGCCAAGUGGCUCUGGCGGCCCGCGCAGGCGAGGCCGUCCUCGCAAGCUGCGCAUACCCAGGGAGGGGGAGACGGAGGACGAGUUCCGGGUGCGGAUCGCGCGCGAGACCCACAGGCGGAUUCCGCCGACGCAGGAGGACAAGGAUGCCGCCUUUGAGGAAUGGCUGCGUGGCGAAGACGUGAGACGGGCGGCGCGGGCAAGGGAGGAAGCAGCCGCCGCCGCCGCGAGCGAGGGCGAGAGCAACGCCGAAGCGAAACUGCGACGAUGGGGCCUACGGGACUGGAGCGACGUGGUGGGCGCGGCUGCCCUGGCGGGCUUCCCGGAGGACGUCAUCAAGCGGACGGCCAAGCGCUGUUCCCGUCUGCUGGGCGAGGGCAUGUUGAUCCGACGCCUCGACGAGACGCCAGCCUCGCGCGGGCCCGACCUGCCGACCGCCGAGUUCGAGUACCGCCCCGAGCCCAUCCGCCCUUUUACCUCGUCGCGGCCUGCCACGUCGUGCUCCUCGGCAGCGUCCUCAUCCGCCAACACCGACGCCGAAGACGACGCCCAAGCCACCCUCCAGCAGCGCCGCCUCGCAUCGCUCGCGUCGACGCCCUCGCCGCGCGGGCGCGGGCGGCCCGGCUCCGCGUCCAGCGCCUCGCGCUCGCGCUCGCGCUCCUCGGCCGGGCUGGCCUUUUGCCCCGUGGCCUCGUGCGAGCGCGCCGCCACGGGCUUCGCGCGCCGCGUCAACCUGCGCCGCCACAUGCACCUCGUGCACCCGGGCCGCGCCGCCCUCGCCGACGCCGCCCCCGCCGAUGCCGACGCCGACAGCGACGACGAGGUCCGAGGCGCCGUGCACGUCGAUGGCUUCCUGCGCCCCAUUGCCGUGGCUCGCGGCUGGCGCGGCGGUGACGUGCGUCGCCGUCGGGCGCCGCCCGGCGGGCUGGGGAAGAGGGCCGCGCGCGGUAGGUCGCGCGUUGACCCUGAUGGUGAUGAGGAGGAUGACGGUGGUGGUGGUGGUGGUCAAGAUGGCCAAGCUCGCCAAGGUGCCGCUGGCAGCAACGGAGGAGACGAGACGGCGGACGACUCGUGCUGA
Hirsutella rhossiliensis is the source of this 2040-nucleotide messenger RNA. Its product is annotated as RNA polymerase I specific transcription initiation factor domain-containing protein. The transcript is spliced from 3 exons. Bases 1 to 2040 code for a protein of 679 amino acids. NCBI's taxonomy places the organism in Eukaryota, Fungi, Ascomycota, Sordariomycetes, Hypocreales, Ophiocordycipitaceae. The record is from RefSeq and is a predicted model, not a curated record.